Molecule: messenger RNA, 5233 nt
Organism: Phragmites australis (common reed)
Lineage: Eukaryota; Viridiplantae; Streptophyta; Magnoliopsida; Poales; Poaceae
Exons: 3
Coding region: 2815-4869 (684 amino acids)
Cellular component (GO): plasma membrane
Molecular function (GO): protein phosphatase 1 binding; protein phosphatase regulator activity
Source: RefSeq, a predicted model, not a curated record
AGCACUCUCUCCCGAAACUUCCUUCAGUGGGUCCUCGGGAUACUUGGGUGCCCAGGGGGCCACCGCUCACGGCCCCGGGCAAGUUUCUCCCGGUACUUAGCUUUCCCGACCGUCGGGGGACUCGGGUGCUCGGGCGCCACCGUAUGCCUCCCCGAGCACUUUCUUCCCGGUACUUAGGCUUCGCAGAUCAUCAGGGAACUUGGGUACUCAGGGACCACCGACUGUGGCCCCGAGCGCCCUCUCCCGGGACUCAAUCUUUUUUACCUCGCGGAGGAGACUCCGCGGGAUGGCGCCAUGUGGCGGAUUGCUGGCCUGGCCUCGGGAUUCGAGGACCCCCGGUUCCUGAUUCACCGACACACUCUUCUUGCGGUAUCUUGUGUACACCCUGCAUGUGAAUAUGAAUACCAAUUAAACUUAGAUGUAAUCGUUGAGAAGAUUAAAUGAUCGAGUUAAGCUGUUUAGCAUGUCAAUGAGGUGUUGGUAAGUCGUCUGAUCUCUCUCUGCUGAGUCCAACACAAUGAUCUUGCUCAAGUUUGGGUAGAUGACAAAGAGGAUCCAAUAAAAACUGCAGAAUAUGUCACCAUAGCAAUUUAGUACUCGAAUCGAGUUGCCUAUAAAAUGAUUACGCCCUUGCGCGCAAACACAUACUCAUAGCUGUAGGGUAAGAGUAUGAAUUUCUUGUAUUGGUGGCGAAGAAGAAACUUCAAUAAGUAGGCCUCGGUGAAGUCUGGAUUCUUCGUUACAAGUUUCUGGUUCACAAGGCCGGGAUCGAUGAAUCCUACUUUCUUAUCUAAGUCUUGUUCGUAUGCUUGGAUCUUCAUUCUAUAAAAGAGAGAAGUUAGCUAUGCAAUUACAAGGUUUAAGAUCAUAUAACGUGAAUUAUAUGCAUAAGUCACUUACAGAGUCCACGCUCUGACUAUAGCCACAUCGAGGGCAUAUUCCUUGUAUAGUUAAUACAAGUGCAAGAAUUCCAACCAGAAGAAGCCGUCUCCGUUGAGGAAAUAUUCUUCUUUGUAUCUCACGGGGAACACCUGAAACCCUGCCUAGACUGCUCCAAGUACCAUUGAUGUAAUCGAUGCAUUUGAGUUGUAAAGUCCCUUUCUAUAUCUGGUAUGACCAAAGGUUUGCCCAAUUCAAACGGCCAUAUAACAUCCUACUUUGAUAUAUCCGCUCCCACAAUAAGUCGUGCUAGUUCUUCUGCUAUUAAUUUAGAAGAAGCUAGGAAGUCUGCAAUGCUUGGAGCAUACUUAAUGAUUGGGUCUGGUUUGCUCUUGGCCUGCAUCUUGCUGAUGCGUUCAUCUCAGCGGCUUACUUGAAGCCGACCCCUUCUGUUUAGCUAUGGCCGUUUUCAUGAAAAAAAUCAAGGCAUCUUCAAGCACAACAGGCUUCGGUGGAGUUGGUGAAGGAUGGAAAUGAGACGUGACACUGACGUCCAUAAUCUUUUUUGUUUCCUCAGCAGUGAGUGAAUAGACAUCCUUGGGUUCCGCCAAUGGUGCCUCGUUCACGCAUGAGGGCUUGUGCUAUUUUUUCUUUUGUAUAUUCCCUCUCCUUUUUUAGCACUUGUUCAAGCAUUUCCAUCAUCCUAGAUUGUUCUGCCUCUCGUUCUGCAUCUCGCAUUGCUUGGGAUCUCUUUCGGCUCUUGUAACUGUCGACUUUGCCUGGGAAUCCAUAUUUCCAACCCAUCACCCCAACGUCUCGUGUGCAACCACCGUGCUCCUUAUUUCCCAGGGCCAAAGUGAGCUCGUCCCUAUCCCUGUUUGGCUUGAAAGAGCCUUGUGCAGACUGCUCAUGGGAUUCCGCAAGCUUUUUUGCUAGUGUUUGUGUCACUUCCUGAUCUUUGGAGGUCGUAAAGCAUAAGCUUCCAUCAGACGAGUAAGAAGCACCCCUCCCAAGAAGGAAGCACGUCGAUCGAUUAUUCCAGCUCUCCGUCUCAAGCGUGACAUCUCUCUCUCGCAGUUGAUUUAGCUGUUGUUGCCACUGUCGUUCUUUCCUCAUAUACCCACGGCUGCCGACUUUGUGGGGGUAGAGGUUCUUCUUUGAGUUCGCUUUGUUCACCGCACUCAACCUCUGUGCUUCUUCCGACGACUUGUACUCUGUAAAGGCUGGCCAAUGAUCUUACAGUUGUGGCUACUUGCGGAAAUCUGGCAUUGUAUCUUUCUGCACAUAUGUUCUGUUCAGUGUGCUAUUCCAAUUCUUAAAUGAAAGUCUCAUGAUUAUUAGCGUCUUACGCUUAACUACUUCUAUAUCUGUCCCUUUAGAAAAGUCAAACUUCUUUAAUAUCUUAGACCACAAGAUAUCAUUCUUAAUCGAAUCAGAAACCACGUACGAAUCACCUCGUUCCUCAGUCUACAAUCUGUAUUCAGGUAGUCCUUUGUGUGACCGUACUCGGUUCAAUUCGAUACGAUAUGGCUGCUUGUACUUAAGGAAAAGUAUAAGCCGCCUACAUAAUACAGACGGACGGACCGUAGAAAAACUUUGGCAGACCAAGAGGUUUCUUCGUAUUGACAUGCACAUCCCUUCCUAGUUACUAUAUUCACGUAAGAAUAUAUAAAGAAAGACAUGUGACCACCAUGUGCGAACGAAUAAUGAAGCUGAAUUGUGCAUGCCUGUUGUCGGGUUUCAUUGCCUCCUUAAGCAAAGAAUAUACUCCAUUUUACUAGUAAUUGCACAAGUUUAUCUUCGUUCGCUAUAAAUAGUGGCCACUGGCCAGCGACGAACUGCAUGCGAUAUUGCCUCCGACCAUACACAUAUAGCUAGCGCAUACAAAACAGCAGCAGCUCGAGGCGGCCUGCUCCGGCGUCCCAGGCCAUUCCCAUGGCCUCAAGCUCCGGAGAAUGGCAGCAGCUGCUAGAAGAUAUUCUGGGUAAGGAGGAAGGAGCGGCGGUGGCGGCGUCGCUGUCCCGUGGUGAAGUCGUCAUCGACUUCACCAGCAGUGAGCAGGACAACUCCGCGCUGGGAGUCAUCACGGAGGAGGCGGACUCCGUGCUCCACGUGGUGGCAGCCGCCGGGGACAGCGAACGCUACCUCAAGUGCGCAAGAGCGAUCUACGGCAAGGCCAACUGGCAAAUGCCGAUGGCAAACAGCAUGGGCGACACGCCACUGCACUGCGCCGCCAGGGCCGGGAACAAUGAGAUGGUCGCCUGCCUUAUCGAGCUCGCCGAAGGCAAUGACGACGACUGUAAGAAGGUGAGGGAUUUCCUGAGGGCGCAGAACAAGCGCGGGGAGACGGCCUUGCACGAGGCCGUCCGCUUCGGCAACGUGAAGAUAGUCGAAGCACUGAUGAACAAGGACAAGAAGCUCGCCCGUGUGGUUGCGAGAGACGGCACCUCGCCGCUGUACCUCGCCAGCUCGUUGGGCCAUCACAAAAUUGCUCGCGACCUGCACAAUAGUGACGACAAGCUGUCCUACUCCGGCCCGAGUGGACAAAAUGCCUUGCAUGCUGCUGUUCUCCACGACAAAGAAAUGACAAAGUUACUGCUAGGCUGGAACAAGGACCUUGUCAAACAGAGAGACAUCGAAGGAAGUACACCAUUGCACUUCGCUGCAUCAGCACCAGACCCCUCCCUCCAAUUUACACUUUUUGUUUUUUCUUCGGGGAACUUUGAACGCUAUUCCUUCGGCUUCUAUUUUUUACCUCCGAAAUGCUUGGCCAAAAUCUUCGAGUGGAUGAAGCUUUCACUCCCCCAGCUGCUCCAAGCUGAUCCAACAGCGGCGUUUCAGCCGGACAAACAUGGGUCGUUCCCGGUGCAUGUCGCUGCAUCGGCAGACUGCAUGGUGUCUGUCAUCAUCUUGCUCACAAGAUACCCUGCCUGUGCUGGAUUGCGCGACGCCGAGGGGCGGACCUUCCUUCAUGUCGCGGUUCUGAAAAAGAGGCACCAUGUCGUGAAAUUUGUGUGCAAAUGGCCGCGACCUUUUAAGUCAGUGGUGAAUAUACAGGACAAGGAUGGGCACACCGCCUUGCACCUAGCUAUCCGUGACGGGGAGUUGGACAUAUCAAGAUGUCUCAUCGGGAACCGCUAUGUUCACAUAAAUUUGCAGAACAAGGAAGGGAAAACUCCCAUGGAUCUCUCCACGGGGAACGUUAAAGCAGGAUUUUACUUCGGACUGACUGCACCUCGUAGGAUUCUCAGCAUGCUAACCUUCGCAGAUGCCCUGACUGGCAACCGUCGGCGCGAUCGGAUGCAGGAGUACAAUAAUCCGCGUCUAAAUGAAGACGAUGAAUCGAGAAAGAUAACUAACUUCGCGCAGAUCGUGGGCAUCGGCUCCGUGCUUGUCGCAACGGCCACAUUCACUGCAGCUUUAACCAUGCCCGGGGGCGUGUGGACCCCCGGAGAUUCUGAAAAAGCCGCCGGCGCGGCCCCGCCGCCAGCCGGGACGCCGGUGCUUGCCGGGUCGUACGCCUUCGACGGGUUUGUCAUCUCCAACACACUGGCAUUCAUCUGCUCCACUCUAGCCACCUUCAGCCUCGUCUACUGCGGGGUUGCUGCGGUCGACCUGCAGAAACGGAUCCAGUUGGUGUCAUUCUCCUUAGCGUUGCUGCUCUGUGCCGCGCGAAGCUUCUGCGCCGCCUUCGCGUUUUCCCUCUUCCUGCUGCUUGCCAAGGUGGAGUACGGGACUGCCAUCGCGUCCUGCGUCAUGACAUCUCUCGCAUUGCUCGACGGGCUUUGGUUUCUACUGGCGAGUUUCAAUGAUACAACAGCCCUUUAUCGCCGAAGAAUUAAAGCGACGUUGCUGAAAUUAGGAACCGGAUUCCUAAUCAACAUCUUAUAUCUGUUCUGGCCUUAUCUCAUAAUCUUCGGCUAUAUGUUGGUUGAUUAUUUUAAAAACUUAGGGCAGAUGACUAGCCCGCCUAGCCUCCGCCAUUACUGAAGGCCAACUCAACCCACCUACACGGUUCCUUAUUAUUUGUUGGUUAAUGAGAAGAUAACUCUCCCAUUCCCUUUGACUCAAAAGAUUGGCUAAGAUAUAGUAUAUACUCAAGAUUGUUGUGAUGAGACAUCCGUAGAUAUAUCUGUGCAGUACUGUACCAAUUAUAUGUAAAAGUUGGCUGUGUUUAUCCUAUAUGGUUCACGGAAUUGUAAGCACCUGCUGUAUUUCUAUACAACUAUAUAUUGCAUGGGACUGCCUAUAUUUGUAAAACGACCGACCUUUCCUUUACAUGUAUGUCAAAAUAUUGUUACCAAUUGAUUUGUACAUGAUUAUAUAUUAUUGAAUAUAUCUCAUGAGAAACUAA